AUGGAAAGCGCACGCGUGGAAAGCGAGCAGGCAGUGCCAUCUGAGGAUGUGCUGCCAAGGCUACUUGGAAGGACUCAGGCUGAGCAAGACGACCCAGAAGCGGCCGACAAGGAAGUUCAGCUUGAUGAGGAGCCUGGAAAGCAAAGAGAGGACUCGGAACUGUCGGCGCCCAGCAACUUUGACGUCUUGUCCGAGACCACCUGGGCCGAGAAAAUCAGUUUGUUCGGAGGAGGCUUUUUGGCUUUGGCACAGGGUGUCACAGCACCCCUGGUUGCGGUCUUGACCGCUGAAGCCAUUGCCGUGCUGACAACGUCAGAGCCCUCCCGGUUGCUGGAAAACAUGACGCCCGUGCUUGGCCGGAUAGGAGCAUUUGCGGGAUCACAAUUUCUCCUUGCCUGGUUUUGGUCCUGGUGCUUUGCAUGGUCCGCAGCCAAACAGGCUUGCCGUUGGCAGAUGAAGUUCAUCAAGUCGUUGGUGACGAUGGACAUCCCCUGGUAUGAUGAACAUGAGCCAGCAGGUAUCGCAGCAAGACUCCAGGGGGACAUCACAGCUAUUCACACCUUCAUGUCUGCGGGCUUGGGUUUUCUCGUCUGCUGCAUUGGCCAAUUCGUGUCCGGCAUCACCAUUGCCUUUAUCGAAAGCUGGCAGCUCUCUUUGGUUGCAUGUGCCAUCGCGCCAUUGCUGGUCUUCGCUGGGCAUCGACUCGGGAAGGAGAUCGAAGGUUCGUAUAGCGCGCAGGCGGAAGACUUUGCGAAAGCGUCCAGUGUGGCGGAGGAGUCCAUCAUGGGCAUCCGCACGGUCACCGCCUUUGGUGCCGAAAAGACCACACGGCGGCGUUUCGAAAGUGAGCUUACUGCUGCGAAGAUGGGAGGCAUCCGAUCUGGGGCGAAGAUUGGCUUCGCGUGGGGUGGCUUGAACUUCACCUACGCUCUCAUCUAUGCCGUGACGCUUUACCUCGGUGGACAUAUCAUGCUGAGAAACAGCAGCGUUCUGGAGAAUGAAGAAGCCGUGGUAACCGUCAUGAUUGCACUUAUCGUGGGCAUCGCUGGUGUCAGCCAGUUCAGUGGCCAUGCGCCUACAAUGGCAAGGGCAAUAGCAUCGGCCAGGAACAUGAAGAAGGUGAUCGCCUCCAAGGCACAUGAAAUUGAGCCAGAGGAAUUUAUGCUCCGGCCGCUGCCCCCAGAAGUGCAGGUCAUCGAGAGCAUCGAGUUCAAAUCGGUAUGCUUCAGGUAUCCGAAGCGGCCAGAUCGGUUGGUCUUGAACAAGCUCAGCUUCGAGGUCAAGAAGGGCCAGAAGAUCGCUUUUGUUGGGGAAAGUGGCUGCGGCAAGAGCACGACCAUCCAGCUGUUGGAGCGGUUUUACGACCCAGAAGCAGGCGAGAUUCUUGUGAACGGCGUCCCGCUCUUCCGACUUCCAGUCAAGUCUUGGCGGAAGCUGAUUGGCUUUGUGGGCCAAGAGCCGGUGCUCUUCGCCACUUCUGCCAUGAAGAACUUGAAGAUGGGGGAUGACAACAUCACUGAUGAAGUUGCCAUCAAGGCGGCCCAGGAUGCGCAGAUUUACAACGACCUCGCAAAGUUGCCGCAGCAACUGGAUACUUUUGUCGGCCUCGCAGGCAACUUGCUGUCUGGUGGCCAACGGCAGCGUGUGGCGAUCGCGCGUGCCCUGGCCAAGCAACCGCAGAUCUUAUUGCUGGACGAGGCAACAUCAGCAUUGGACAACGAGUCCGAACGAAUGGUGCAGGAGACUUUGGAUUCCUUGCAGCACAACGUCGACCACAACUUGACGACCAUUUCCAUUGCCCACAGGUUGACUUCUAUCAUGGCAUCAGAUGUGAUCUACGUGAUGAAAGGAGGAACUUGCUGCGAACAGGGCUCCCAUGAGGAGCUUAUGGCUCAGAAAUCUGUCUACUUCACCAUGGCGAACUUGCAGCGGGAGCCUACGGAUGAGGAGAAACAAGACCACGAGGCUGCUGUUCCAGUGGAUGAGGGGGCUGCCCUGAUGCGAGCUGGCACGGUGGCAACCAGAAUGAGUGCAGACGGUACUGCGAUUGUGGAGGAGCCUCAAAAGCAGGUCAACAACGUUUUCUGCCGGCUCUUCCAAUCUGCAAGGCCUGAUUGGGCGAUUCUGCCCUUUCUAUUUCUGGUGGUGCUUUGCAGCUCCUGUGCCACGCCCUUCCAAGCCGUCUUCUUCAACCAGGGCAUCGUUGCACUUUUUGCUCCAGAGACGAGCAUGGGAUCUCUGGACACUGCCUGCUUCGGCUUGGGACUCGCUGGCUUGGCCGGUGGGUCAGCCGUGCUUUUGCAGAACAGCCUGGCCACCUAUUUGCAAGAAAGCCUCUCCUUGCGCCUAAGAUCGAAAUGCUUCGACACCAUAAUUCAUCUUGACAUCGCCUUCUUCGACGCGCCUGAGAACCAAGUGGGUAGCCUUCUCAUCUCCUUGGAGAGGCACAUGACCCGUGUGGCUCAGAUGUUUGGAAUCAACCUAGCGAACACCACCGGAGGAGUGAUGACAUGCCUUGUUUGUGUGAUUGUGAGCUUCUUUGGAUCAUGGGUGCUUGCCCUGGCACUUCUUGUGAUGAUGCCAAUUUGCACCUUGCUGGGUAUCAAAGUUGCAGUUAUAGCUCACACCCCUUCCAAGACUGCAGAGCACGCCUAUGCAGUAGCUGGGCAGACAACCAAUGAGGCUGCAACGCAGAUCCGUACCGUGCGGGCAUUAGGUGCUGAAAAGCAGACUCUUGAGAUAUUGUCAGAUUCGUUGGCGACCUUGACGCAGGAAAACGUCUCUUCUGCUUGCUUGAAAGGCUUCUCCUUCGGUUUGAGCACUGUCUUGAUCCAGGUGAUGUACCUAGCAGGCUUUUGGCUGAGUGCCGCGCUGAUUCAGUCUGGUGGCUUUGUCUCGGAGCAGGUCCUCCUGACGCUCUUUUGCGUGGUGUUUGGGGUCAUGAGCGUGAGUGUUCUGGCGCAGUAUUUGCCCGACUCCGCCUCGGGAAGAGUGGCAGUGGGUGAAGUCUUCCGCCUCAUUGACCAGGACUCAAAGAUCAAUUCCAGGAAAGCCCUGAAGACUGGCAUUGAAAGCAUGGGUGACGGAACCAUUGAAUUCAAGGAUGUGAGCUUUUGGUAUCCCCACCGGCCGGAAGUCAAAGUCCUCAAGAAUGUGUCAUUCACCGUAAAGAAGGGUCAGUCAGUUGCUUUGGUUGGCUUCUCUGGAAGUGGCAAGUCCUCCGCCAUUCAACUGCUACAGCGUUUCUAUGAUCCACAGGCCGGGUCUAUCUUGGUUGGUGGACGGAAACUCUGCGACUUGAAGCUCUCUUGGUGGCGGCAGAACGUGGGCCUUGUGAGCCAGGAGCCGCUCCUUUUCGACAUCUCACUGGAAGAGAAUGUGAAGUAUGGAUAUCCUCAAGCCACUUCAUCCCAAGUGCGCGACGCUGCACGGAUCGCGCAUAUGGAUUAUGCCUUCAAUGGCGAUGUGAAGUGGAGUGACCGCGUGGGCUUGCGUGGAGAAAAACUGAGUGGCGGCCAGAAGCAGCGCUGUGCUCUUGCACGGGCACUCCUACGCCGGCCACAGGUCCUACUCUUGGACGAGGCCACCAGUGCUCUGGAUAGCUCUUCAGAACGGCUGGUCCAAGAAGCCAUGCAGGAUGCGCGAGUCGGAAAGACGACGAUCACAGUGGCGCACCGCCUCUCUACCAUUCGAAAUGCCGACCAGAUCUUCGUGCUGAAUGGCGGCAAGCUGCUAGAACAAGGCACGUACUCUGAACUUUUGGCCUUGGACGGCAGUUUCACAAAGCUCGCACGAAGCCUAUGA
Messenger RNA from Durusdinium trenchii, 3804 nucleotides. The record is from the annotation of a GenBank genome assembly. NCBI's taxonomy places the organism in Eukaryota, Dinophyceae, Suessiales, Symbiodiniaceae.